Messenger RNA from Pseudomyrmex gracilis, 2621 nucleotides. It is a transcript of the gene Noc2, whose product is annotated as nucleolar complex protein 2 homolog. Gene Ontology annotation, cellular component: nucleolus; Noc2p-Noc3p complex; nucleoplasm. The transcript has 12 exons. The record is from RefSeq and is a predicted model, not a curated record. Gene Ontology annotation, biological process: negative regulation of transcription by RNA polymerase II; ribosomal large subunit biogenesis. Lineage: Eukaryota; Metazoa; Arthropoda; Insecta; Hymenoptera; Formicidae. The coding region runs from base 238 to 2454 and encodes 738 amino acids. Gene Ontology annotation, molecular function: transcription corepressor activity; histone binding.
UUUUGCUCCUCACGUGCAGCGUGCAGGAACGUGCGUGCGCCAUACAUGCAAAGAAGAAGAAGAAGAAGAAACUCGAAACCAUCGUCACGUGGUGAGCUAGAACUGUGAAACGUGCAAAAAGUUCUUGUUUUUAAUGUAAGAUUAUAUUUAAUUUGUUAUACACUAGUAAUUUUUUGAGGUUUAUUUGCUAGCUCGUUAUUUUAUUCAUAUAAGUAAAAAUACAGGCUUAUUAUAAUCAUGAAGAUAAAGAAAGUAAAUGAAAAACCUCGUAAGUCUGUAAAAGGAAAAAAAACAACAAAUAUUAAAAAACAAAAAAAACAUUUGAGUAAAGUAACUACUGCAGAAUUUUUUGAACAGAAUUUUGAAGAUAAUACAGAUGAUAGUGAAAAUGAGAUAAUUAAGAAACCAAACAAUGCGUCUAUACGUAAUGAUAAAAAUAUAGGUAAUAAAAACAGCAAGCAGGAUGAUAGUGAAUCUAAUUCAGAUAGCGAUGAAGGCAAUUUGGAUCCUGUGGAGCAUAAAAAAGUAUUAAUGAAAUUGAAAGAUCUUGAUCCUGAAUUUUAUGAGUAUCUUCAAGAAAAUGACCAAAAUCUCUUGGACUUCAACAUAUCUGAUGAUGAAGAAGAUGAUGAUGAUCAAAAUAAUGACAGACAUAUUCCAAAUGAAAAUUUGGAGAUUGCUAGUGACGAUAGCGACUUUGACGGAGAAACUGAAAAUGUGUCUAAAAAGAAAGUCACAUUGCAAUUACUGAAAACUUGGCAAGAACAAUUACAAACACAUAAAUCAUCUACUGUUAUUAAGUGUGCUGUGGAUGCUUUUCACGCAGCGUUAAACAGCGUUCAAGUAUUACCGGCAGAUAAAAAUGAUACAGUACCUGAUGAAUAUGUAGUAGAAGGAAGUAAAGUAUUUAAUGGUGUGAUACAACUCUGCGUUACAUAUUUACCCACCGCAUUUAAAGACUACUUAAAGUGUGACCCAAAAAUUGACGAAAUACACAAAUCCAAGAGAUUUAGAAAAAUACGAGGAAUUUUAAAAUCAUAUCUGGCAGAUUUAAUUAAACUAUUGCAAUGUGUCGGAUCGCCCAGCAGUCAAGUGAUACUUCUCAAGCAUCUUCGUGAAAUGAUGCCUUAUGCGCAAGCAUUUUCAUCUUUAACAAAACCACUGCUGAAGAUUCUUUUACAGUUGUGGGCCGUAACCGAUGAUGACGCUGUACGCGUCACAGCUUUUUUAAAUACGUUCUAUAUCGCUUCCCGGCGUAAGGAACUCGAGAAGUUGUUAAAGAUUAUGUAUAUAAAAUACGUGCAAAAUGCCAAGUUUGUGUCACCAAAUUCUUUGCCGGGCAUUAACUUUAUGAUGCAUUCCUUGGUCGAGAUUUAUCUGAUCGAUCCUAAUCUUUCGUAUAGCUACGCCUUUGUUUUUAUACGACAAUUAGCAAUACAUUUGAGAAACGCCAUAACACUGAAGAAAAAGGAAAACUUUCAAACUGUAUACAAUUGGCAGUACAUAAAUUCUUUACGCUUUUGGAUGAAUCUGCUGAUAAAAUCAAAAGAAAACUCGAUGUUACGAUCUCUGGUAUAUCCGUUAGUUCAGAUUAUUACUGGAACCAUAAAAUUGAUUCCAACCGCGCAGUACUACCCCUUGCGAUUCCAUUGCGUGGAAAUGUUAAUAAACAUUUCCAAAGAAAUAGGAAGUUUUAUACCUAUUUUGCCUUUUCUGCUCGAGGUACUGAAUUCGUACGACUUCAACAAGAAACACAAAACGGUCUCGAUGCGACCUCUACUAUUUAUGUAUACGUUAAGGGCGUCGAAAUCGCAACUUGUGGAAAAUGGAUUUAAAAACAGUGUUUUUGAGACCAUUCACAAACUUUUGUUCGAGUACGCUGCGAAUGAAAGUCAUCAUAUAUAUUUCCCAGAUUUAUUUAUCUUUUGCACAAUACAGGUGAGAGUUUUUCUGAAGAAAUGCAAGAUAGCCACUUUUUGCAACGAGAUGAAAAAACUACUCCGCAUGAUCGAAGAAAAUAGGAAAUACAUCGAAACGGAGCGUUCCAGAACGGUGAUGAGUUUGAAGGAUACGGCAGAGAUUGCAAAUUGGGAGAAUAGGAUAAAAACGGACGGUACGAAACUCGCCAAAUCUUACGCUUCGUGGAUCAAGAUUUACGAGUCGCAGAAACUUAAACAUCUUGCGAAGAAGAGCGAAGAAGAGAUCGUAGUGCCCGCAGUACGAAAAUCGAAGAAACACAAGCUUGAGGAAAAUGCGGAGGAUAGCGACAGCGAGAGCGAGUUUGAACUUCGGAUAAAAGGCAGUGAAGAAGAAAUAGAAGAAUCAUCACAUAAUAUUACGAAAAAGAAGAAGAUUAAAAAGAAAAAGAAGUUAGCCAACAACGCUAAGGAUGAAGAACUACCAAGAGAAAAUACAGAUAUUGUUCAAGAUAUAGAUAUUAAUGAUUGGGAUUGAAAAUGAAAUUUGAUAUGGAUGUAUAUAAAAGACGUAAUGUACACGUGUGAUCAUAAAAAUUUGUAAUACUAAGCUAAUGUUUCUAAUGUUUCUUUCUGCAAUGCUCUUUAACUUAAGGAGUUAGUUUCGUUCUGUUAAAUUCACGUGAAAAAUUCACUUCAAGUGUU